This is a messenger RNA of Didymella exigua CBS 183.55, 927 nucleotides long. RefSeq lists its product as uncharacterized. NCBI's taxonomy places the organism in Eukaryota, Fungi, Ascomycota, Dothideomycetes, Pleosporales, Didymellaceae. Bases 1 to 927 code for a protein of 308 amino acids. The record is from RefSeq and is a predicted model, not a curated record. The transcript has 2 exons.
AUGCUGCCGCCUGUCGAUCCAGCAACACUGCAGCGUAACCCAAACUUCGACACGCUGUACAAAGAUAUCUGCACACGAAAAUUGAAUCCGGAUGGCUCGACGCGAGACACCAAGAAGCAGCGCAUGCACGAUGAGAUACGGCGUAAUCUGACGACUGCACGUUCAACUCUCCUCAGCACACAAAUACUCAUCAGCACAUUGACCUCCCUGCCCUCCCGUGCACCAACUCUGCCAGACGACCUCCAAGCGUGCAUAGACCUGGUCUCCGCACUCCUUUCAGGCCAGAUACCCGACCCGUCAGACCGUGCCAUUCUCUCGGGAGAUGUAACCACGUUCCUGGACAAUGUCGACAUAAUCGCCUCCGCCACGUCCACGCAACUCGCAACACUCACCAACCACCUCUGCGCCAUCGCCUCUCCCCUGGCCGUGCCAUCCUCGUCCUCGCUCCCAGCAGCAGCAGAAGAUCUACUAACCUCCGCAACCCUCACGCUCCCGCAGGAUCUUCUCAGCGCGCGCACAGACCUCACAAACACGCUCACAAGCCUGCUCUUCACACACAAACAGACGCUCGAAACCUCGAUCCGCAUCCUCGAGCAAACCCAGCACGGUACCCUAGCGCGCCACACCAAAGCGCGCGCCGAGCUUUUGCACUCGCGCGCCACGCUUCUCGGCUUGCAGGCCAAGUGCCACACGUUCGGACACCCGCCGCCGGCCGAGUUUGUGCACGCGCUGAAGGAGUUUAGGAAGAGUCAGGGUGCAGGCGAGAGGGCGUUGAGGGAUAGAGAGGCGCUGGCGAAGCAGAGCUUGAGGCUGUACGAGCAGGCGGGAGAGAAGGGGAUCAGAGAGUUGGCGAAGCGGAAAGGGUAUCUUGAGGGGGAGACGAGGAGGAUGGAGAAGGAGAUUGACAGUUUAGAGCGCGGGGGGUGA